AUGCAACGCCAGCCGUAUUAUCGUACGCACUCGCAGCAGAAAUCGACGUCCGAGCGUAGAGCUCAGAGGAACCGCGAGCGAGACCCAUCGUGGGUCCCGCGACCACCGAACGCCUUCAUUAUCUUUCGCGUCGAGUACUCGCGCAAGCACGCGCAGGCCAACCGAGACCGCGCUCCGACACCCGAAAAGACACUCUCAAAGAGAGCCGCUGAAGCCUGGAAGGCGCUCUCCGCCCAGGAGAAAGCGCCGUACAAGCAAAGGGCGGAGCAGGAACGUCUUGACCAUGCAGAAAGGCAUCCCCACUACAGGUACAAGCCCCGCAGACACCAGGACGACGGUCAGGCGGGAACCGUGGCGAUCUCCCGGCGCGAGCAGGUCGAAUCGCUUCUGCGUCGUACCGCAAAUCGGUCGAAGAGCGCCUCCUCGGGGUCGGAGUCUGCGAGCGACUACACGUCGCCUUCCAGUCCGGCUAGCGUCGACUAUUCCUCGUCGUCCCCAGAGCCCCCCACCACGCCGUACCAUGACGACAGUCCCGCGGCGUUCGUGCGACACGGAGGGCGAUCCACGUCGAUGCCUUCUCGGUCUGACGCGCCCCUUCAUCACCAUUUCCAACGUUCCCUGUUGCUCUCGGGGUGCUCGGCGGCUAGCAUGCAUAUCCAACAGCCUAGUGUGCCCACGGGCGUGAAGCAAGAGUUCGCUUCGGAGCCUGCAUCGCCAUACGAUAUCAGCCCAUUUGCGUGGCCCAUCGAGCCCCUGGACGCCGGUUUCAAUCUUUGGUCGAGCGACCUGAGCGCCGGGCUUGCGCAGUCACCAUCGUCGAUGCAGAGCGCCUCAGAUGUGUAUGCGCUCGAGGACACCAACAUUCCAUCUCAGGGGAUUGCGAUCCCACAGGAGGUGCGCCCACCGGCAUCCACAGCGAACGCCAGUAGCUCUUGCCCCACAUCGACAGGCCCCCUCUUGCGGCGGCGCAGGGCGGCAACGGCUUCUGGAGCGCUCCCAUCUCCCCUCACUGUUGUCUCCUCAUCGCUCGCCCACUGGAACACCGUGCCGGUCCCCACCAUGGCCGUCUCAGGGCCGGGCCCAACAGCGGAGUCGGUCAGCGGGGCGCCCAUGCCCACACAACCGUACGCACCAGCGGGCUAUAUGCAGUCGUGGCCGAGCGAGGCAUUCACCUCGACUGAGGGGCUGGCCGUGCCCGCCAGCGAGAUUGACUUCGACCGUACCCCGAGGUCGUCCGAAUUCCCGAUGAACGCGCGCGCGCCGUACGUUCCGCCCACGACUCAGCUGAUCGGCGUGCCGUUCGGGUCUGUUGGGACCGCGUAUGCAGGACAGGUGACGAGGCCGAUGAAUGCCGGUGCAGGUUCGUACAGCGACAUGCAAGCAGAACUCGAGUCGUACACCAUGGGGCUAGCCGAGCUGGGCAUCCAGUCCAACACCCCCAGCAUGUCGCCCUUUGGAGAGCUGGAUAUCAACGAGUUCUUCAAUUUUGACGCGGACGUCAACGCGCAAGGAUAG
Rhodofomes roseus is the source of this 1515-nucleotide messenger RNA. RefSeq lists its product as uncharacterized. The transcript is spliced from 2 exons. Gene Ontology annotation, molecular function: RNA polymerase II cis-regulatory region sequence-specific DNA binding; DNA-binding transcription factor activity, RNA polymerase II-specific. Bases 1 to 1515 code for a protein of 504 amino acids. Gene Ontology annotation, biological process: anatomical structure morphogenesis; cell differentiation; regulation of DNA-templated transcription. The record is from RefSeq and is a predicted model, not a curated record. Lineage: Eukaryota; Fungi; Basidiomycota; Agaricomycetes; Polyporales; Fomitopsidaceae.